UAUGUAUGUAUGUAUAGGCUCGUUUAAGCUCGUUUAGGCUGGCGAGCCCAUUAAUUGAAGCUCAGCUCGAGCUCGUUUAAUAAAUGAGCCUCAUAUUUAGGCUCGAGCUCGGCUCAGGCUCCUUUAAUUCGAUCUCGAGUCGAGCUUUUAACGAGUCGAUCCCGAGUAGCUCACGAGUAGAUCGGCUCACUUACACCCCUAGUUGGCGUCCGUCUACCAUCGGCUCACCGGAAUUCAAGUCGGCACCCACGCCGCCAUAUUCCAGAUCUAUGAUUUCUGCAUCAGAUCCACCACUAAAAUCCACCAAUAAUGUCGUCCUCUUCCAUCUCGUUAUCUGUGAUUUAAGUCGGUAAUCGCCGUUACCGACAACCGCAACACCACCGACGACAUGCGAUGCUAGAUUUACGAACUCCGAUGAGCAGCGAUACCAAAUCAACCAGCAACGAAAAACAACAAGGUCAGAUCUAUGAGUUAUGUAAACGACACGGCUCCACAAAAUCGCCUCCUUCCAGAUCUAUUUCAUCUCAGAUUGUCUCCAGUCACAUUAUUCAUCUCCGACGACCUCUUUUAUUCUCUGGCCGCUUGCAACUUACCGGUCAUCUGAGAAGAAAUAACUUCAAAGCUUCUUUGUGCAGGAAAGAGGACGUUUUAGAGAGAGACUAAGAGGAGUGGGGGUCGCCAACGGGCUCGCUAAGCUCGCCAGCGAUCAACGAACACCACCCCUAGCUCUCGCUAGGGGGGUCGUCACCAGAGCCUCGUUAAAAUUUUGGCGAGAAGAGAGAGAGAGAGAGUGAAGGUUGAAUUUGAUUGGUGCUUGCAGGGGCGGAUGAAACAUACAGUGAUAAACCAAGAAAGGAGGAAUCAUUUUUGUAAACCAUUGAUUUGUGAUUGUUUACAGAAGAUGAGAAGGAUGAUAGGAUUAAUGUUUCCAAAAUUCAACUAAAGAGACGCAUGCCUGUUCUUCCUUCGCUGCCACCACAUAUCCAAAAAGCAAUUGGGAUUAGGUAUUUUUUAAAAGGCUUUAUAUCAUUGGGGGCAUUAAUGGGUUGGUUGUUGG
Messenger RNA from Lactuca virosa, 1057 nucleotides. Lineage: Eukaryota; Viridiplantae; Streptophyta; Magnoliopsida; Asterales; Asteraceae. The record is from the annotation of a GenBank genome assembly.